Messenger RNA from Schistosoma rodhaini, 783 nucleotides. Lineage: Eukaryota; Metazoa; Platyhelminthes; Trematoda; Strigeidida; Schistosomatidae. The record is from the annotation of a GenBank genome assembly.
AUGGGUGGGUCGAUGUCAAGAAUAGUUCCUGGUUUAUACAUCGGGGGAGUUGCUAGCGCUCAAUCAAAAAGUCAACUAGAAGAAAACGGCAUUACUCAUGUGUGUAGCGUUCUCCAUUACAAUUUUAAGUGUCCUACUAGAAAGCAAUUGUUGCUUCAAGCUGAUGACGACUCAAAAGAAAAUAUUGCUAAAUAUUUUAGAGAUGCAUCCUUUUUCAUUCACGAGGCAAGGGUAUAUAAUGGUGCCGUGCUUGUGCAUUGCGCUUGUGGCGUCUCCCGUAGCGUAACGAUAACUUUGGCCUAUCUUAUGACGAUAACAAAUAUGCCUCUACCAAAGCUGGUUAGAGCGGUUGUUGGUGCAAGACCAUGCGCAUGCCCGAAUAGUGGAUUUUUGGAACAAUUAAUAGAGUAUGGGAAUUCUGGUGCUGCAACAAAAGUUCGACGUGAAAUAAUCGCAUGUUAUGGUGAGUGGCCAAAAGAAAAAAUGGAUGCUGAUAUUGCUGUACUAACAGAACUGCUACUUAAACCUGAGCAUGCUACCUGUAUUGGUGCAAGUGGUGGUUUCACAUUGCCGGAUGACAUCACAGAUUAUAAUUAUGAUAAUAAUAACAACAAUCAACAAACAUCUCUUGAUAAUUCUUUAAAUCAACAAAAUUCACAAAAAAAUAAUAUGAAACCGACUAGUUAUACAAUCUAUCCAAAUAAACCAUUACAUAUACGAAGAAUACUUGCACAGAGUGAAGAUAAUAAUCAAGCAUCGUCAUCAUCAUCAUCAUCAAUGUAA